Molecule: messenger RNA, 2244 nt
Organism: Microsporum canis CBS 113480
Lineage: Eukaryota; Fungi; Ascomycota; Eurotiomycetes; Onygenales; Arthrodermataceae
Exons: 1
Coding region: 1-2244 (747 amino acids)
Source: RefSeq, a predicted model, not a curated record
AUGUCUACUUCUCAGAACCAUCGCGUCGAUGGCUACGAACCCCUACCAUCGUGGUAUAGAAAUCGAAAUAACAGACCAUUCGAAACUACUGCCUCGUCACGAAGAGCUGCUGGGGACAUACGGAACAGAAGAGAGUCCAGAAUCACCUUUAGUAAGACCAGAACCUUGACAGGCGCAUUCGAAGCCACUGAACCUCCCCGCAGCACAACAAGAGCUAAUAGCGGAAAAGAGGACGAAGAAGCACAGAGAUACAGAGCCGGAAGAGAGAGAAAUGGGGUCACUGUGUCGCCCAAGUUUGACCAGUCGAGCCCGCCAUCACGAGAGCUGCUGGAGCCAUAUAGAAUGAUUAGUGGCGUGGAUAAUCUUACGGAGCUGGAGGUGCAAGAUGAUCAAGUUCGAAGAGCCCAGGGAUCACCAAGUCCAGCGGCGAGAAAUCGUCGAGCAUUCGAUCGCAAAGCUGAAAAUAUUUACGAUAUGGACCUGGAUUUUCUAGACGAUGUGAGUGAUGACGAUCUUAGGAUGAAGUUGGCACAGCACGCGCUCGAUGAGCGCAGGUUAAAGCGAGCUACCAAGAGUACCAACGGGCCGAUAUUCAGCAGGGCAAAGGAUACGGACCUUAGGACUGCUUUGUCUAUGGAAAACCUCCAGCGUCACGAGGUAGAAAAGGAAGAGAUAGAGGCUGAAACAGAGCCCGAUAAUCAUGUCGAGCCAGCAUUGAAUGUCCCAAGAUCAUGGGGCACCCGCGGAAGACGGUCGAGGGAAUGGCUGGACGGAGUAGUCUCCAAUACGAACGAAGACGAUAACAAGCAGAAUGAGGACCAGAUACGAUUGCCCAUCAAUGAAUGGGAAAAUGAUUUUGAUUUUACCGCCAAAUCACUGCAGGUGUCCGAUAGUCCUCCAGUAAAGGCCCCUGAAGGGAAGCCUGACAAUGAAUUUAGAGCACAAUUCUCAAUGUCUGCUGCCCGGGACAAUCAUAAGGAGAGCGUUCCAGAACCUGACAUGGUGAGGUCUGACCUCAGGCCAGGUACCGGUUCAUCUACCUUCUCUUAUAGCACCAGUGAAAAACCUAGACUUGCGAGCAGCCGUGGGAAUUCCACCCAGCUUCUCCGGAAAUUAACGAGGAGGAGCUCUAGCCCCGUCAAUACCCCGGAGCAACAAAGAAUUGCAAUGAAGACACCCCUCACGGCCAAAACACCAGUAGUUACAGGAGCAUGGAUAGACACCCCAGUUCCAGACCGGACAAAGACGCCUCAUAUAGAAACUAUCAAGAAAGAGGAACAGUCACCAGAGGCCGAGCCGAAACAAGUAGAGAACACCUCGAAGACUAGCAAGGCCAGUGAACCCGCUACUCGUGAUUCAUUGAACCGACACCGUCCAUCUCAGCGGAAAUCUACUGCCCGAUCAGUACAGCUGAAGGAACCGAAACUUCCCAAGAGCGCAUUGGAAUCGAUCCUUGAAAAAGAAAAGACUGGAGACUAUAGUCUUGUCCUCGGAGAAAACACCCUUGAUUCCCUCAAGGACAUCUUGGAGGACAAGCCAAUAAGUGCGGAGUCUGGAGACGAACAGCCCAAGCCAGAACGAGCACUGGGCUCUUUUCACGUUGAUACAGACGAAGAGACCAUUGAUCGGGUUAACUCGAAACUAAAGUCACUUCUUCGUAACAUAAACGAAGCCAGAGCCGGCCUGUCGAGCCUUGAGCACCAAGCAGAAGAAACCAUUUCCCGACCCAACUCAGACGGGUCAAAUGGUAAAAAGUCGAGGACAAAAAAUCAUCAACACUCUACAACUCCCUGUGAAGCAUGCGGCCUCUAUGGAGAUGGCCGCCUAUACCUUGCUCUUCCCAGCCGCCGUUUUUGGAAACGGGCAGGCUGUGCUCUCUUGAUAUUCUUUACUUGGUGGAUUGCUGAAUUGCUCAUGUGUGACCACUACUGUCACCCCUUAUACGCGUCGAAGUGUGAGCGCAACUGCCUGAAUCCUAAUGCGCCUCGAUACCCAUUUGUUAUUCCUACCAUGUUAUGGCGUUGGUCACAUCUAUCUAUAGUCCUGUCACCUCUGUGGACCAUCCUCGUUGCAUUAUUUCGCUUUACGGCGCAAUUGUUUGGUUUUUGGGAUGGUUUCGUUGAAAGCUCUACUUUGUUAUACCGGCCGCCGGGCUAUUACCAGCCGCCCAUAUCCACUAUCUACCCACAGAACGCUGCCGUAUACGCCCAAGGUGACAGCAUGCAGGAUGAUGAAUAUUUAUAA